Messenger RNA from Fraxinus pennsylvanica, 2547 nucleotides. Lineage: Eukaryota; Viridiplantae; Streptophyta; Magnoliopsida; Lamiales; Oleaceae. The record is from the annotation of a GenBank genome assembly.
AUGGAAACAAACAUAGAGGAAGCGCUCAGGUUUAAAGCAAAUGCUGAGAAGAAGUUUGCAGAGAGAAAUUUUGUCGGAGCUAGGAAUUAUGCUUUAAAAGCUCAGAUGAUCUGUCCAGAACUGGAGGGCAUUUCUCAAAUGGUGGCAACUUUUGGAGUUUACAUUGCUUCGGAGGCAAAAAUUAAUGGAGAAUUUGAUUUCUAUUCAAUUCUUGGUAUGGAUCCAUCUGCUGACAAGUCUAAGUUGAAGAAACAGUACAAGAAGAUGGCAGUUUUGCUCCAUCCUGAUAAGAAUAAAACUGUGGGUGCUGAUGGGGCUUUCAGACUCGUGUCAGAAGCGUGGAAACAUUUAUCCAAUACUGUUAAAAGAAGCUCUUAUGAUCACAGGAGAAAUUUGUAUGCCAGCCAAGCUGCUGGGACCUGUGCUUAUGACAUUUAUUCCAAGCUUGCAGUUUCUCAUAGCAGACUUGACACAUUUUGGACCGUCUGUACUACCUGUCGCGUUCAAUAUGAAUAUCUCCGGAAAUAUGUGAACAAACGGCUUUCUUGUAAAAAUUGUCGUGGCAUCUUCAUUGCUGUUGAAACUGGAGUAGCCCCAAUAAAUGGUUCUUUCUCUUAUAGUCCUAGCUCUUAUGUGUCUGAGAAUGGUUAUGGAAGUCAUGGUCGUGGAGCUGCAUAUAUCCCAACAACCACUGGAUAUUGUGCGCCUAAUGGAGUCUCAGGACAUCAUACUGGAUGUGGAGCUGAGUAUGUCUCCAAUUUAUCAUUUCAAUCUAACUCCUUUCCUGGAUAUUCUGUUGACAUUUUAGAUCCUAAUGGAUCGUCUACAUCAUCCGUUAACUUUCAUCAAGCGAAUAAGAAGGCAAAUAAAACAAAAGCCAAUGGAAACCACCACAAGGUAAAGGCUGCUGUUGAUAUUGUUCCCACCCCAUGCACUGAAUAUAACGAAAUAUCAAGACCGAAGCGUGGUAGACCUGCCAAGAAGAUAAAAGUAGACUUGACAAGCAGUAAGGCUAAUGGACAUGAAGAACUGUCCAAAGACACUGUUUUGGAAACAAAAAUGACCUCUGGAAAUGGGAACUUGAAGCAUAAUUCUAAGCUUUACUCGCCAGCUGAGACUUCAAUCAGACGCAGUUCCACUGCCCCUCCAUUUGAUGCUAGACAAUUGUUAAUUGACAAGGCAAGAUCAGAAAUCCGCCAUAAACUUGAAGAGAUGAGGUUGACUUCAGAAGCUGCAGCGGCAGAGGCUUUGAAGAAGAAUACACAUGCUGAAGUUGAUAAAUCCAGUGAAGCAGCCAAAAUAUCAGGUUCAAUUGUUACUGGCCGUCAAGCAGAACUGGAGAGAACUUUUUCAAUGUCAAUAACAGUUCCAGAUUCAGACUUUCAUGAUUUUGACAAGGAUAGAUCAGAAGACUGUUUUAAGCCCAAGCAGAUAUGGGCCCUCUAUGAUGAAGAAGACGGUAUGCCUCGCUUGUAUUGUCUAAUCCGUGAGGUCAUCUCAGUCAGUCCAUUUAAGAUACAUAUUGGGUACUUGAGCUCUAAAACUGAUAAUGAAUUUGGGUCAGUGAAUUGGUUGGAUUCUGGGUUUACCAAAUCUUGUGGAAAUUUUAGGGUCUAUCAUUCAGAAAUUGUGGAGCAAGUCAACAUCUUCUCGCAUCUUCUUGGUAGAGAGAAAGCUGGUAGGGGUGGUUGUGUAAGAAUCUAUCCAAGAAGUGGAGACAUUUGGGCUGUAUAUCGGAACUGGUCACCAGAUUGGAACAGAACUACCCCGGAUGCAGUGAAACACCAGUAUGAAAUGGUUGAGGUUCUUGAUAACUAUUCUGAAGAGCUUGGAGUCUGUGUCGCUCCUCUAAUACAGCUAGUUGGAUUCAAGACAGUAUAUCAGAGGAACACCAACAAGAAUGCCAUUCGGUGGAUUCCAAGAAGAGAAAUGUUACGAUUUUCGCACCAGGUGCCAUCUUGUUUACUUAAAGGCAUAGACACUAAAUUACCUGAAGGUUGCUGGGAUCUUGACCCUGCUGCAACUCCAGGCGACCUUCUUGAGGGAGAAACUGGACCUCAUGACAAUGUAAUUCCUAAUCGAGUACAGAACUCUUUCAAAGCUCCAGAUCAACAAUGUCUUGUGGAAACUGUAGAUUGGGGAGAAAAAAUCAAUAAAACAAAUAACUUUUCUGCAAGUCCUGAUGACUGGUCCCCGAAGAGCAUCUAUAAGUCAUAUUUAGAUACACAGCCUAGAAACUAUCCUGGAGAACUUAGGAAUUCUAUUGACUUCUGGUUUACACAAAUGUUUCUUAUAUUUGAUCCUAACAAGUGCGGCAGUGGGAUUCAGCAGCAUGCCCUGCGCCUCAACUCUAAUACAGCUGUGCGGUUGGAUGUUGAUUUUCUGGGUAAAGGUGGGGUUCUGUGGGAUGCUGAGGGAUUUGUGGUUGCGGGGUAUACUCGCAGGCUUGCUUGCCACUUUUCUCUGGAAGACGCUGAGGCAUUAGCCAUGUGCUAUGGACUCUCUUUUGCUGUUCAGAAUGGCUUCAGCAUUUAUGGUGGAAUAUGA